Pyrus x bretschneideri (Chinese white pear) is the source of this 1112-nucleotide messenger RNA. RefSeq names its product RNA-binding protein 2. The record is from RefSeq and is a predicted model, not a curated record. NCBI's taxonomy places the organism in Eukaryota, Viridiplantae, Streptophyta, Magnoliopsida, Rosales, Rosaceae. The transcript has 7 exons. Bases 176 to 919 code for a protein of 247 amino acids. Gene Ontology annotation, molecular function: mRNA binding.
AUCUGAGUCGUCGGCGAGGUUCGACGUGAAAAAUCGGUCGAAGAAGCAAAAGCAGGUCACUGAAAAAAGAAAUAAAAACACGGAAGCUGAAGCUGUUGCGGGAAAAAGCUUGUCCAAAUUAGGGUUCCCGAAUUCGAAUUCGAACCACCAACGAGAAAUUUGCAGGAAAACUGAAAUGGGGGACGGCAUAUGGAACCGGCAGCAGCAGCAGCAGCAGCAUCAACUGGGUCCCUCUGGCGGUGUACAUAAACGACCUCGUUCCGACUACGGUCAAGAGAUGCAUGGUUAUUUUGCACGAGAGGAUGAUCUUGGUGGUCCUAGGACUGUAAAGGAUAACAGAUCAAUUGGAUCAGCAUAUGACCGCUAUCUUCAGAAUGCGGAAAUGGCUUCGUACACUUCUGGAGAAGCAAGUACUUUUGGUGGAGCUGGAAUGGGAAGGGCUGUUGGCGGUGGAAUGACGGGUCCUACAAUGGCUGAUCAUUCUAUGAGGGGUCGUCCUGGAGCUAUGUCUUCUGAUGUACUAACAAAUGGUCGAAAUUUGAAUCUUGCUAAUCAGCUCCCAGUUGAUUCAAUGCCUAGGCCUGGACGUGAAACAGUUCCUUUACCUCUGGAUGCAUCCAGCACUUUAUAUGUUGAAGGACUUCCUCCUGACAGCACAAGGAGGGAAGUAGCUCAUAUCUUUCGUCCUUUUGUGGGAUACAAAGCAGUGAGGCUUGUGAGCAAAGAGUCCAAACAUCGUGGCGGGGAUCCUCUUAUUCUUUGUUUUGUGGAUUUUGAAAAUCCAGCCUGUGCGGCAACUGCUCUGAGUGCCUUGCAAGGUUAUGAAAUGGAUGAACAUGCUCCUGAUUCUAAUUACUUGCGACUGCAGUUUUCUCGGUUCCCGGGUCCCAGGUCCGGACCUGGCCGUAACAAGAGGUGAUAGGCAUUAGGUGAUGAGAGAUGUGUUUUUGAUGUAAUCAAGAUUGCAUUUGCUUUUAUACAUUCCAUAUAUAUAUUGCUCAGGCUUGGGCACACGCUAAUUGUAAGCACUUCUGAUGCACAUUGUUGUUUCGAGUUAGUGAAAUCAGAAACAGUUUUAUAGUUGUGCAAUUAAACGGAGAUCUGAUUUUGCA